AUGCCUGGCAUCUUGCCGCCGAUGAACCAGGUCCGCGACAGGGUGGGCGUCUGGCUGGGCGCCAAGCCGCGGUCCGCCGGGGUCCUGCCGCCCGGCCCGCCCGAGUCCGUGGGCCCUGCGGACUUCGCCCCCAGGAUCGGGCAGGGCAGCACCACGCCUGCCGCGCCCGCCCACGGGCCCGGCCAGCUGGGCCAGCCGCCCCAGGGCGGCGGCCAGCAGGCCGCCGCGGACUACGCGCAGAGGAGACGGUGCCCUUCCCACCAGCGUGGCCCGCGCAGGGCGGCGUCCCGGGCAGUGCCGCCCCCGGCGGCCUGGAGACCACCGGCCGCCCACGCCUGGGGCGAUGGCCGACCCGGGCGGGCCGGCCGACCCGCAGAUGGCGGUGCACUACCAGCAAGUGCCCACGAACGCCGGGGGAGGACGCACAUCCACCAGCAGCCCCAGCUCGUGUCUGGCCACGUGGUCUACGGCGGCGUGCAAGGGGGCGACACCCACAUCACGCAGCAUUAUUCGACGACGCAGCAGAAUAACCAGACGACGCAGCAGAAUUACAAUGUGACGCAGAAUGUCAAUGCGACGCAGAAUUUCAACACGACGCUGUCGACGCAGAACUUCAACGCGACGCAGAAUUACAACGUGACGCAGAAUCCCCAGACAAUGCAGCCGCCUGGCAGUGUGGGCGACAGGCCAGUGAUCGAGAGGAUCGUAGAGGUCGACAGGCCGCUCAUCACAGAACGGGUGACCGUGGUUGAGAAGCCCGUCGACAGAAUCGUGGAGGUGGAGAAGAUUGUGGAGAAGCCUAUCUACAUCAAGGAGAGACGCAACCCAUCUACAUGA
This is a messenger RNA of Prorocentrum cordatum, 837 nucleotides long. The record is from the annotation of a GenBank genome assembly. Lineage: Eukaryota; Dinophyceae; Prorocentrales; Prorocentraceae.